AUGGCCUCUGAAAUGAUGGCUCCUCCGACGCCCAUCACUCCCAUAAGCCCCGAUACGCUGACAGGUGUUACGGCUCUUGCUCGCUUCGAAUUCGAGGCCGGUCGUGGUAAUGAGGGAACCAAGAUCCCGAUGGUUGAGUGGCAGGCAGAACAAGAUGUCUAUCAGAGAGGCUCAUGGCAUGUCAGUUGGGCUGGGAAUCGAUACAUCUCCGCAGAAGACCGUCCAUCAGACAAGAUCCAAAGAAGUUACUUCCUCUUACCCCCCGGAAGUGUCGUUCCACCGCACAUCAAACUGUCCUUCCAGCCGCCUGAAACCGAGAGAGACCACGCCUCGGAGCCUCUUAUAAAGACUGUCAAGCCACUGCCCGCCAUCUUCACGCCGGAAUUGGGUGCAACAGCCAAAGCCAGCGGCAAGAAAGGCGUUCUACAUACGAUAUGGGCGAAGAAGCGGCUACAAUCGUUGGAGAAAGAAAUACGACACGAACAAGAACACAAUCUUGAAGGAAUUGCAUUGGAGAUGGCAAAUGCGGAAAAAACCUGGAUACAAGACAAUUUCGGGUUACAGACAAAACCCUCCGCACUGGAGAUCACAUCGUCAACCUCGUCAGAUCAGCUUGCUGCUCCUACGAGUCCGGCACUGAAUCCACCACGAUCACCCAACAGUCGCAGACUGAGCGAGAAGCUCAAAGGACUCAGCCUCGGCACGAGCGAGAAAGACCUGGCUCGUGCUAAUACUCCCACGAGUGAUCUGCAUCCAUUAUCACCGGAAGUCAGCGACGUUGCGUACUCCUCGUUCAGCACCUUCCGAGGCGGUCCAGCGUCACCUCAGUCAGCUUCAAUGGCCACUGCCCCUAAGCGUGUGGUGGCACAUGCACCGCCCGCAUCAAUAUUACGGCAGCAGUCGGGUAUGGAGCAGACCUCGUCAAUGGACUUUCUGACAAGCAUGCCGACGUCCACAGACUCAGUCACCACGUCUGAUGACCCGGACGAUCUUUUCGCGGUCGCAUUGUCACCUCGAUCACCUGACCUAGCCAAGUCUCCUUUCUCGUUCUCUAGCGCAGAAGUCAGCAAGUCAAACGCGCAGAGCAAGAGCUGA
Messenger RNA from Cyphellophora attinorum, 1095 nucleotides. RefSeq lists its product as uncharacterized. Bases 1 to 1095 code for a protein of 364 amino acids. The record is from RefSeq and is a predicted model, not a curated record. The transcript has a single exon. Lineage: Eukaryota; Fungi; Ascomycota; Eurotiomycetes; Chaetothyriales; Cyphellophoraceae.